AACAUGUCCCUGCCGAUACAGCAUCCUAUGGUUUAGUACAUUCAUCCGGGCUCCUUUUCAGCGCAGUCGCAGAAGUCACUCUUCUUUUUUGAGGCACUCACAUCCCGUAUAACCGAAGUUUCCACUAAAUAUUCUGCAUUUACAGACUUUUCAGUAAAGCAGCCCCAGCUUCAGACCAGCUUCAGAACUACGACAUAACUUUUAGCUAUCUCUUCAUUUACUUCUGGAAAACCAAAAUGUCUUCGCUAAAUCACAGUGGAGAAGAAUCCUCUGAGUGCCCUCUCUGUAUGGAACCUCUUGAAAUGGAUGACCUUAGCUUCUACCCUUGCACUUGUGGAUACCAGAUAUGUCGGUUUUGUUGGCAUCGGAUAAGGACAGAUGAAAAUGGGUUGUGCCCUGCUUGUCGGAAAGCAUACCCAGAAAAUCCAGCUGAUUUCAAACCUCUUUCGACUCAAGAGAUGCACAGAAUCAAAGCUGAGAAGCGUCAGAAAGAUCAACAAAAAAAACAGAAAGCAACAGAAAAUAGAAAACAUCUUGCUAAUGUGAGGGUGGUUCAGAGGAAUUUGGUUUUUGUGGUUGGACUCUCUCCACGACUAGCUGACCCAGAGGUUUUGAAACGGCAUGAGUACUUUGGUAAGCUUGGGAAGAUACACAAGGUAGUCAUCAAUCAUAGCACUCAAUAUGCAGGUUCUCAGGGGCCAAGUGCUAGUGCCUAUGUAACUUACAUACGAGGAGAAGACGCUUUACGAGCGAUACAGUCGGUUAAUAAUAUUAGCGUCGACGGUAGAACUUUAAGGGCGUCCUUAGGAACCACUAAAUACUGUUCACAUUUUAUGAAAAACCAAGUGUGUCCUAAACCAGAUUGUAUGUACCUUCACGAAAUUGGUGACGAUGCAGCUAGUUUCACCAAAGAAGAGAUGCAGCAAGGCAAACAUACGGACUAUGAGAGGCUAUUGCAUGAGCAACUCUUGUCGCCCUGUCAAAACCAUAAAGAGGGCCGGAAAGCGUCGGCAUCGCCUCCAUUGAAAGAGGGAGCUUCAAAUGCAACACACAGUGGACCUAAAGACGGUUGGCCUUCCCUGCCUCCCGGUUGUUCCACGGCCAAUUCUUCUAGCCUUAAUACCUCAGGUAAAGUUGUCGCGCCGAUUGCCAAGAAUGAACCACCAUUGACCAAAGAGAAGAGCGGGAAAAUCAAAGGAAAGCCAGCACAGCAACCCCCAGUUAAUUUGCCAGUGGCCGUCGUUCAACCGGAGGAACCUAGUUUGCCUCAAGCUAAGACGAACGGUUCAAAUCGCAAGGCAAAAGAGAAAACAGUUGUGACUCCCGUGUUACCUCCUGUGUUAAAUCCGACUGCUCCUGUCCCGACACAACCAACGAAACCGGAACGACAAAGGUCAACCUCGCUUUCUCCGGCCCUCUCUUCCUCCUCCAAUCCUACACCACCACCCAUUUCAUCCUCGUCUUCGCCGUCAUCCUCUCAAGACAGCGGCUUUUUGCCUUCAAUUCAGCAUCAGUUCGAAAUUCUCAAACAAGGCGCUUCGAUGGCUGCAGAAGAAGAGGAGAUCGAUAGAGCAAGAGAUGAGGCCGAGGAUUUCGACCCUGCAGGAAAUAAAGUGUCGGUCAAUUCCUCUAGUUUCGCACACUCCAUUCUCGAUAAUAACAGUAGUAACAGCCACAGCUUCUUCUCAACUGGUCCACUCCCAGCCUACACAGCGCGAUCAAAUGGCACAUCACCCGCUGGCUGUUGGUUAGCGAAUGGUGCUGAAGAAGAGUCAAUUACCUCUUCACUCCCUAAUCAAAGUGCAGCCGAUUGGCAAUUGGCGUUUAACGAUCUGGCAUCGUCUUCACGCCUGGUUCCCAAUGUGGCCCCAGUGGAAGAUCCCAGCAGUCAUCAGCAAAAGAACACUGACGACGACCUAGGAUUCGAUCCCUUCCACGAAACGCAGAAGGCUUUGGCCGAAAUGCUUGAAAAAGAGUCCAUCUCAAGCCUCCCCAACGGUUCGGCGUACAGCAAUACCAACGGCUGUAGCAAUCUGGGUUACUCUGGUCCCGUCCAGAGUUUAUAUUCCAACCCUCCCGUUCCGCCAUCAAUGGCCCGACACAGUCCAAGCUUUAGUCCUUUAGGGUUAGGACUUGGGCUGGGCGUCGGCGUAGCACCGCAGCCACAACCGACGCGUACAAGAAUUCCUCCUCCGGGUUUCAAUCCGACUCAGCAUCUCGCUGGGUCGGUGAAUCAAGGUGGUGUCAAUCACUUUGGUUUGAGCCUUCCGAACCUCAGCUCAAAUCGGCCAAUGAAUCGCCUGGACAUGGGCACCAGUAAAAUGUUGCCAUUUAUGAACAAUCAGAGCACAGCAAACGGCGGUGUGAAUGGUCCUUCGACAGGGUACGGUCCCCGUCAUUAUCACGAGUCACCGUCGUUAGGUUUGGGAAUGUCAGGAAUCGGAGGCAUGAGCAGCGGUGGCAUGUCGUCAAACAUGAGUUACAUGGGCGGUCAAAAUGGUUCGCUAAGUCAUAUGUCAAACAACAAGCCUCAAGGAUAUAAUAGUGGAAUGGGAAGCAACAUGCCCUAUUCCAACGGGAGCAAUAGCCUUGGCCUUGGAACAAGUGGUAUUGGCGAUGCGGCACCAACCAUGAAAGACUGGCAAGACGGGCUUCGUGCGCUCUUUCCUAACGUGAACAUUUCCAUGGGUAAUGGAGGUGUUUCUAGCAGUAACGGCAGCAGUAACAACAGCAGUAGUCGUAUGGGUGCCUUUCCUCCGGGACUAUCUGGCCUCGGCAAUGGUCAACAACAACAGCAGAUGCACCAUCAACAGCAUCAACAUCAAAUGGCUCAACAACCAAACAAUCUGGCCACCAAAGGCUGGAGAAACAAUGUUUCCGAUUGGACUUCCCUCGAUCCCGCCAUCGUCUCUAGUGGUCAGAUAACCGAAUCACGAUCCGACUCGCCGCCACAUUGGCUUCGUUCGCUGGAACAGUUGACAGAAACCGGAAACAGUCCGGCGCAGCAGCAGCCUCCCUCCAACCCUUCCAAUCUUUUUGGCCUGGCCAAUUCAACUCACUACACUUUGCCUUCGCUAGCUGGCCGUAGUAACGUCACACCCGCAUCCGGUCUGGACGGAUUGAAUUCCAUGGGCUCUUUCUGGCCACCGUCGGUCUCCCACACUACCCCCUCCAUGCCUCCUCCUGGUUUCAGUCACAUCAGACCUACUCCCAAAACAGCAGCAACGGCAGAGACACACAAAAUUGACAAUCUCUGAGGUUGGCGUUUGCCUAGGUGUUGCAUUUGUUAGGGAUUGGCAGUGAUACUAUCGUUAUUUUGAAAUCCUUUUGUGUCUAAUUCCUGUUCACAUUUUUUUUUGUUUAAUUUAUCCUCAAAUUUCUGAUAUGUUCGACUUCGACUCCCCUCUGCUCUUCUUAUUAUCUUUUCUCUUCUCUCCGCUACAGUACAUCCCGUUCAUCUUUU
Molecule: messenger RNA, 3463 nt
Organism: Daphnia carinata
Lineage: Eukaryota; Metazoa; Arthropoda; Branchiopoda; Diplostraca; Daphniidae
Gene: Cnot4
Exons: 14
Coding region: 237-3257 (1006 amino acids)
Biological process (GO): protein ubiquitination
Cellular component (GO): CCR4-NOT complex
Molecular function (GO): RNA binding; metal ion binding; ubiquitin-protein transferase activity
Source: RefSeq, a predicted model, not a curated record